UUCCGGUCCAGCGCCAUCCGCUUCCGGGUCAGGCUGCGGCGCCUGCUCUCCGCUUCUACUGUAGGUGCCGCGCUGUCGGCGUUCGCGGCUCCUGGAAAAGCCCGAGCCGCGACCCCGCCGGCCUGAGCGCUGCGCUGCCCGGAACCGCCUCUCAGAGGAGACCCGGGGCGGGGUCGCGCCUCGGGCCUCCGCUGCGGUCCCUGGCAGGCGGGAGCCGGCGCUGCGGGGCCUGCGGCGGAGCGCGACACCCCUCCCCGGCCGCCCUGUCUACCUUGCCGGGGAAGGCGGAAGAUGCCAGUGAAGAAGAAGAGAAAAGCUCCCGGAGUGGCAGCGGCGGUCGCGGAAGACGCGGGCCUCAAAAAGUGUAAAAUCCCCAGCUAUUGCAGAUCCCAGCCUCCUGCUAGACUCAUCAGUGGAGAGGAAGAUUUUUCAAGAAAGAAGUGCCUGGCUUGGUUUUAUGAGUAUGCAGGUCCUGAUGAAGUUGUAGGGCCAGAAGGAAUGGAAAAAUUUUGUGAAGACAUUGGUGUUGAACCUGAAAAUAUUAUUAUGUUAGUUUUAGCGUGGAAAUUGGAGGCUGAAAGCAUGGGAUUUUUUACCAAGGAAGAAUGGUUAAAGGGAAUGACCUCAUUACAGUGUGACUGCACAGAAAAGUUACAGAGCAGGUUUGAUUUUCUGCGCUCUCAGCUGAAUGACAUCUCAUCUUUUAAGAAUAUCUACAGAUAUGCCUUUGAUUUUGCAAGGGAUAAAGAUCAGAGAAGCCUUGAUAUUGAUACUGCGAAGUCUAUGUUAGCUCUGCUGCUUGGGAGAACAUGGCCACUCUUUUCAGUAUUUUACCAGUACCUGGAGCAAUCAAAGUAUCGUGUUAUGAACAAAGAUCAGUGGUACAAUGUAUUAGAAUUCAGCAGAACAGUUCAUGCCGAUCUUAGUAACUACGAUGAAGAUGGUGCUUGGCCUGUUCUUCUUGAUGAAUUUGUUGAGUGGCAAAAAAUCCGUCAAACAUCAUAGCAAGAGCUGUCGUGAAGGCAAUGCAAACCUUGUGAAGACAAUGCAGAGAGGAGGCAGAGUACAGAAAGGGUGCAUUUUCACGAAAGACUUCUCAUAGUACUUCUUUUCCUUUUUUUUAAAGGAAGUUUUCUUGUUACAUGUGAUGGGCAUUGAGCCACAUGUCUUCUGAGACUGAAUAUUGACCUUUUUGUUUCAAGUUAUGUUUUUAACAUUUAUUUCAGAACAAUAAAGAUUCAGAUUUGUGACAAAGGCCUUAAAGUGA
Molecule: messenger RNA, 1267 nt
Organism: Mus pahari (shrew mouse)
Lineage: Eukaryota; Metazoa; Chordata; Mammalia; Rodentia; Muridae
Gene: Dcun1d5
Product: defective in cullin neddylation 1 domain containing 5
Exons: 8
Coding region: 292-1005 (237 amino acids)
Biological process (GO): positive regulation of ubiquitin-protein transferase activity; protein neddylation
Cellular component (GO): ubiquitin ligase complex
Molecular function (GO): ubiquitin conjugating enzyme binding; cullin family protein binding; ubiquitin-like protein binding
Source: RefSeq, a predicted model, not a curated record